This is a messenger RNA of Eremothecium sinecaudum, 2496 nucleotides long. It is a transcript of the gene SIP4, whose product is annotated as Sip4p. Gene Ontology annotation, biological process: positive regulation of transcription by RNA polymerase II. Lineage: Eukaryota; Fungi; Ascomycota; Saccharomycetes; Saccharomycetales; Saccharomycetaceae. The transcript has a single exon. The record is from RefSeq and is a predicted model, not a curated record. The coding region runs from base 1 to 2496 and encodes 831 amino acids. Gene Ontology annotation, molecular function: sequence-specific DNA binding; zinc ion binding; DNA-binding transcription factor activity, RNA polymerase II-specific.
AUGAGUCUCCUGGCGUUCAAUAUGGUAAAGAAGAGAAAGUAUGGAAGCCUAGAUGCUAAAGAAGACUAUACGAUAGAACUUCCAAAUGUUAAGCGUUCUUCCCAAGCAUGUGAUCGAUGCCGACUAAAGAAGAUUAAAUGUGACGGUUUGAAGCCUAGUUGUAGCUCAUGCCAAAAGAUUGGGUACCAAUGCAAGACUAGUGACAAGCUGACAAGGCGAGGGUUCCCCCGCGGCUAUACAGAGAUGUUAGAGAGAGAGGUCAUAAGGUUACAGCGGAUGUACGAAAGGGCGGUCACGUGCUCUGGAAACAAUUCUAGCCCUGAAAUGCGGGGAAGUACCGGGGAGGGGAGGGAGCAAUUACCGAAGCAGCAGGGCCAGCAGCCGCUGCCAUUCAUCAAUGAUUCUUUUCACUACUACCCGAACUACAGCAGUGGUAAUACGUAUCUUGGGAAUGCCAAUUGGCACGCACUAACGGGUUCUGCACUUGAUCCGACGCAGACGCCAUCCGAUGAUGUAUCGCUGACGGAGUACAUUACGCGCGUGUUUCAGAUUGAGGGUUCUGGGAUCCCACGGGAGAUAAUUCGCCUAUACCGAAAUGGAGUUAGUGAGGCGCGGUCUGCGGUUAAGAAGAUGGUAUCCGCGUUCUUAAAAGAGCACUCGCUGGUGCCUGUGAUGUAUGGAAAUGACUGGCGGGCUCGGCUACGUGCAGUGAUGGGCAGCAAAGAUGAUAACCAGGCGAAGCCUGCCGCAGAUCCACCUGCACUUUUGGCACUGCUAUAUAUUAUUCAAUGGAAUUGCAGCGUAUUUAGUCCGGAAACCCUUUUUAACGUGACUAAGAUAGUGUCUGUACUGGCGUGUGACGCACUGUCUGCAGUGCAGGUAGUGCUGUUGGCCUCACAAUACUUUAUGUCUCUGCCACGUGAUCUAACGACAGGGCAGAUGUCUGCGGUACCAUGGGCCACUCAACUAUUGAACUUGGCGUUUGCUCAUAUUAUUACCCAGGGAUUGUUCAUUAAUUGCAACAAACUGGUGCCAAUUGGGUCUUCUGAGAAGUUUGCAGAGGCUUCUCGCUGUAACCAGGAGACAUAUGAAACCCGUGUGGUGACUUUUUGGGUAUUUCAGUUUCUUGCUGCACUAUGGUCCUUUUUACAGGGUAUCCCGAAGACAGAUUUCUUGGCAGACGAGUUCAAGCCUCCAAUGGUUUCAAGUUUAAACAUAGUCGCUCUAAGACCCUUUCAAAUACUAUUAGAGCAUUUUCUCCAGUUGGAUGGAUGUAAUUUGAGGGAAGUCUUGCAGACCCAAAUUCCGCGGUACACUUAUGUUGUAGAGUCUUUCAGACACGCCUUGAACCAUUGGAAACUUUACCAUAGUUUGCAGGAUCACGACUUAAACGACAUUGUUGUCGACAACAACGAGCGGGUAGAGAUUCAGCUGACUUUGGCGUAUUUGUUACCUCGCUGGCUAACGGUUCGAAAGAGGCCGCAUUCACACCAGCUAUCGUGGGAGAUUCUAUCGCUAUACUACUUACUGCUGGCACACGAACACAGUGUAGCGAAAGUAGAUUCUCCAUACGCCCCGACACCGAUUUUAAGAGUUGUCCAUUCUAUGCCGUGGGAUAGUUGGGGAUUGAUCAGGGCCUGCUUUUUAGAUCUGGCUCAAGCACCUGGUUAUUUGGAUAAAUUUGCUUAUGAUAGAUACCGUGAUUUGGUCACCAACUGGAUGCAUCUCUGGUACGAGGAUGAUUCCGUUUAUCGUGAAGCAAUGGAAAGGUAUGGUGUCGGGAAUGUGGAAAGGUUUGGAAAACCAAUGCGCCUAUCCCAGGUAGUACAAAGUAUGAGGAGCAAAGGGAGCGGAAAUGUGGCAACUCCCGGGAGGCCAUUGUUGAAACCGCUACAGUCAUCUGAAGCUCUAAGUGACCCUUUCAAUAUGUUUUCAAACUUACCGGUAGUUGAAGACCCGCUGCCACCCCAAUGGAUACUGAUGUCCACUGGAUUUAAUAUGCUAUCAAACGAAGUUUCAGCUUCUGGUGCUAUCACUUCUAAUGUGAAUUAUGGUAGUAAUAGUUCUACCUUAAUUUCCGCAAGCACAACUGUCGCAGGAUGUGAUGCGUUCGCUAUGCUAGCUGAGGAUGAAGAUGGCUACGUAGAGGACGAUGAAAGCGGAGAGGAGGAACUGACUUUGUCCUUUGGUGCUAACAAGAGCGUAGGUGGGGUCGCAGGCGUCUCUUCACCAAGAUCUAUGCAACAUAAUCCGAGACCAACUUUAUUCAAUCAACGAGUUUCUUCAAGCGAAUUGGCCACCAGAGAUAGUACAAUGCUUAUGGAUAGUCCAAUAAACCACAAGGAAACAAUUCAGAAGGUGAAUGGCAACAACGACACUAAUGCCAGGAAGAUGUUGCAUUCAGCAGGGGUAAAGGAUUCUAAACUAGAUGUAGUACAUUAUGAUCUAAUACCGGAAUCCAUUGCAACCAAGAUGGGCGAAAAGGUAUUGAUAUAG